AUGUCCUCGCCGGCGCCAUUUCUCGCCUCGUCCCCGCUUUCGAUCACGUCUCCGCGCCGAAUACCCAAGUCGAAGUUCACUUACAAGCAACUUCACCAGCUGAAGUCGUACAGCACUCAAACACCUCUCCGCGUAAUCGCCCACGUCGAUCUCGAUGCUUUCUACGCGCAGUGUGAAACCGUGCGCUUGGGUAUCGACCCUGCAAAACCUCUCGCUGUCCAGCAAUGGCAGGGUCUCAUAGCAAUCAACUACCCGGCACGCGCGUUCGGCCUGAAUCGACACGUGACGUCAACCGAAGCGCUGAAACAAUGUCCGGAGCUCAUCAUGCAGCAUGUGGCGACUUGGAAAGAGGGAGAUGAGAAAUGGGCAUACCACGAGGACUCGUUCACCAACAUGGCAACACAUAAAGUCAGCUUGGACCCAUACCGUAUGGAAAGCAGGAAAAUCUUGAAACACAUCAAGGAUGCGCUACCUGAGAAGGAGCAGCGCGUGGAGAAAGCCAGUAUUGAUGAGGUGUUCAUGGAUCUGAGCGCUCAGGUGCACACCAUACUGCUGGAGAGAUACCCUGAGCUGAGAGGUCCGGCACCGUACGACGACCCCACAGAACCGCUGCCGAAAGUACCGACCACCGUGCUGGACUGGGCUGCAGAUGCGCUUGUCGAGACUGGCGAGGUAGAUGGGGAAGACAAGGACCCUGAUUGGGACGACGUGUGCAUGGUCAUUGCAUCAGAGAUUGUGCGUGAUGUGCGGAAACAUAUCAAAGAUACACUUCAGUACACGUGCUCUGGUGGCGUUGCACGCAACAAGAUGCUUGCGAAGCUGGGAUCUGGGUACAAGAAGCCAAAUCAGCAGACUGUCAUCCGCAAUCGAGCUGUCAAGCACUUCCUCUCAGUCAUGAAGUUCACAAAAAUCAGGAUGCUGGGAGGGAAGCUGGGCGACGAAGUCGUUGCGAUGUUUGGCACAGACAAGGUCAAGGAUCUGAGGGAGCAAUCGUUGGACCAACUGAAGAAGCUUGGUGACGACACAGGAAGCUGGCUUUACUCAAUUAUCAGGGGGGAAGACAAUAGUGAAGUAAACACACGUACACAGAUCAAGAGCAUGCUAUCAGCAAAGUCCUUCAGGCCGUCCAUCAACUCCUUCGAACAGGGUGUCAGGUGGAUACGCAUCUUUGUUGCAGACAUCUUUUCAAGAUGUGUGGAAGAGGGCGUGCUGGAGAACAAGAGAAGGCCAAAGACAAUCAUCCUGCAUCACCGACAAGGUGCGCAAACACGAAGUCGAUCAGCGCAGAUACCGCAGGGCAAACCCCUGUCAGAAGCUAUCCUCUUUGAUCUUGCGAAGAACCUGCUUGCGCAGGUGGUUGUGGACGGCCGAGCAUGGCCUUGCGCAAACUUGUCGUUAAGUGUGGGCGGUUUCGAGGAUGGACCCAAGAACAAUGCAGGCAUUGGUGGCUUCCUUAUUCGCGGUGAUCAGGUAAAAGCGAUGAUGUCAUCAGACCGACAUUCGAGCGGCAGUGAACCGCCAGCAAAGAGACGACGAACAAAAGGCAACAUCGCAAACUUCUUUGGACCGAGAGACGACACGAAAAAGGAAUUUGAUGCCGCAAGAGCCGUGUUGAGGAAGGUACACAGCGAGUCCACAAGAGACGAAACGGAAGAUGAUGUUGAUGAACACGACGAAGACGCUUUUGAUAUCCGUAGCGACGAAGCCACACGGCCGAUAAUGCCGACGCUGGAUCGCCAUGACACGGAAGAAGACGUAUAUGUGUCGAAUACACCACCUUCGGCGCAACCACGACCACCUUCGAACUCCCCACCUUCACAUCAACAACCCCAUCAUGACGAUUUACCGGUCACACCAGCACCCCAAUCGAAUUCUCCAGCCCAAGUUCAGCAGACUCUCGAUACAUUUUUCUGUUCACGUUGUAACAUCCAUCUACCCAAAGCCGAAGAAGCCGAACACGUCGACUACCACUUUGCACUCGACUUGUCGAAGGAGAUGCGACAUGAGGAGCGCAAUCCUCCGCCAGUACCGAGGGAGCGAGGCACAUCGAAACCGAGUAGAGGCAGAGGCAGACCGCCGGGA
Macroventuria anomochaeta is the source of this 2082-nucleotide messenger RNA. Its product is annotated as DNA/RNA polymerase. Lineage: Eukaryota; Fungi; Ascomycota; Dothideomycetes; Pleosporales; Didymellaceae. Gene Ontology annotation, molecular function: damaged DNA binding; DNA-directed DNA polymerase activity. The record is from RefSeq and is a predicted model, not a curated record. Gene Ontology annotation, cellular component: site of double-strand break; replication fork; nucleus. The annotation marks the transcript as partial. The transcript has a single exon. Gene Ontology annotation, biological process: response to radiation; error-prone translesion synthesis.